Messenger RNA from Acyrthosiphon pisum (pea aphid), 2396 nucleotides. It is a transcript of the gene APC7, whose product is annotated as anaphase-promoting complex subunit 7. Gene Ontology annotation, cellular component: anaphase-promoting complex. Gene Ontology annotation, molecular function: protein binding. The transcript has 10 exons. Gene Ontology annotation, biological process: protein ubiquitination; positive regulation of mitotic metaphase/anaphase transition; cell division. NCBI's taxonomy places the organism in Eukaryota, Metazoa, Arthropoda, Insecta, Hemiptera, Aphididae. Bases 450 to 2189 code for a protein of 579 amino acids. The record is from RefSeq and is a predicted model, not a curated record.
AGACUCCUUGUGGACCGCGAAUGGUCUUUCUUAUUGUUCAGUCUUUGUUAUUAUAGUGAUGAUACGAUAACUGAUAAGUAAUAGUCAAACAGAUAACAGAUUACACUGAUUACAGCAUGUCUUAUGAGCAUUAAGACAGUAUUGUUUGUUAAUACCGCAUUAAGCCGUUAAUUGUUUAUACGUCUUAUUUACUUGGUUUAUUUGUAAAAUUGAUUUACCAUUUGUUUUGUUAUGUUAAACUAUUAUGCUACUAUAGUUUACCGGAAUUGUAUUUUUCCACUAUAAUCUUUUUCCCAGAUUUUUAACUAUAAGUUUAUCGAAUUGUACCUAUUUUUACUACUAACAAAGGACAGUAAUAUUAAUUGUAUAUAAUAUAAUUACGUUUAAACUUGCUAAUAGUUUUUAUUGAUAAAGGCAAUCCAAUACAAAGUUUUAUUUUUUUUUCCAAAAUGAGUAUGUUAUUUGAUCAAAUAAAAUUGUUACACAGCCAAAAAUUGCAUUCCAAUGUCAUAAAAGUGGCAGAAAUGGUUUUAAAAGUUAGUGAACAUACAACAGAUAUCUUAACAGCGCCACACAAAUUCCGUGUAUUAGCAUAUCAGGGUGAUUCACAUUACUCCUUAGGCAAUUAUCGUCAAGCAGAAGCUGCUUAUAUAACAGCGUUGACAUUUAAAGAAGCCUGGAUUUCAGCAAACCCUCCACAAACUCCAUAUGAUGGCGCAAAAGAUCCUAUGCCUGUUUUAGAUAUUAAAUAUCAACUGCAUCUAUGUUUAGUGAAAUUAAAAGAUAAUAAACAGGCCUUAACUGUCUUACAAUCGGUACCAUCCAAACAAAGAAAAACUAAAAUUAACAUGGCUAUAGCAAAACUUAAUCAUCAAAUGGGCAAUAUAGUUCACGCUGUUACUGCUUAUAACAAAGUUCUAAAAGAAUGUCCAUUAGCAAUUGAAGCAGCUGAAGGACUUUUAAGCUUAGGGGUUAAAGGAACAGAAGUGAAUGCUAUGAUGUUAGAAAUGGUUGGAAUUAAUGGACUUGAAUGGAUCAGUGGCUGGAUAAAAGCCCAUGCUUAUCUGUUUCAACAGACUGAGUAUCCUGCAGCAAUCAAUACAUUAAAACAACUGGAUGAUAAUUCACCUUUAUGCAAUAGUAAUAGAUUAUUAGUAGCUAUUGGAAAGUCAUAUUAUUUUUAUGGAGAUCGUAAAAAUGCGCUUAUUUACCUACAAAGAGCUUAUAGGUUAAAUCCACUAAUGCAAGAUGGUCUGUGCACACUAGCCAUGUGUCUAUACAUGGAAAAACACAAUAGAGAUUUAGAAAAAUUGCUCCCAACAAGUUAUACAGAUGAAUCAUCGAUUGACUCCCAUAUGUGGAUAGUUCUUGCUUUUGUGUGUUAUAGCAAUAGUAAUUAUUCUAAAGCACUGUGCUUAGCUCAAAAAGCUUGUUCUGUUGAUCAAAAAAAUAUUGAAGCGCUAUUGUUGCACGGAAUGAUUUUAACAAGUAUGAAAAAGUAUUCUGAUGCUAUUUUACAAUUCCGUAAAGCUAAUGAUAUUGCGUCUUAUCUUUUUGAUCCGCAUAAAGGUAUGGUAGAUUGUUAUAUAGCAUUGCAUAAGAUGAGAAAUGCUGUGACAGCUGCUAGUAAUUGUUGUAAACAAAUGAAUAACCACCCCAAAGCACUAACAUUAUAUGCUUCAAUACUCAUGAAAGAUCCAAUGACAGUGAGCAAAGCAAAAAUACUUUUGGAAAGAGCAUUAAAUGUCGAUGAAUACUAUCUCCCAGCAAUAUAUAUGAUUGCUCAGAUAUACGAACAAGAAGGAAAUCUCAGUCCUGCUGUUGCUGUAUUGCAUAAGCAAGCAUUAGAUCAACCAACUUGUAGAAUAUAUCAAAUGCUUGGCGAUUUAAGUGUCAAACAAAAUCAACUAGAAAAAGCGUUUGACUUCUAUUAUUCUGCACUCAACCUCGACCCUAAUAAUAAACGAGUUAUGGAGAGUUUAGAGAGUUUGGGGAAACCGUGUAAUACUUCAACAGCCACAUCCGCAGAUUCGACUGGACCCGUUUUAAAUGGGUCACUUUUAGAUGCAACAUUUAGUGGUGUUAAUAAUGCUGAAAAUGAAUCAACACCAUUCAAUAAUGCUGUACAUGAAGAAGAUACAUUUAUGGAUUCUGAUCAUGAAGGAUCUGGAUCAGACAUAUCCAUAUAAUUGUCCAUGGCUGUUUUAUGUAAAUGAACUCAGAUAUUUUAAAUAAGUUAAGUUAUUACUUAUUUUCUUAUUGAUCUGCCUUGUGAUUAUGACAUGAAUAGUGGACAAUUUCACCAUUUGGGCAUCUUACAAACGCACUGAAACAUUUAGAUAAUGUAUAUUUUGUAUUUUAUUAUUUAAUUAAUUAAAGUACCUUUGAUUUCCAAA